UAUAUAAUAAUCAUAAAGUUUACUUUGAAUAUGCUCGAUUGAGAUUGAAUGAAUUUAAUUAAUCUCGAAUUACAAAUAUAUCUAAUAUGAUAAGUAUAAUAGAUAUAAUAGUAAAAAUUUAAUGAGGCCUAUGAGCUUCACGAGCUCAAAUUUAGUUCGAGCGAGUAGUUCGAGUUUAAGCUCGAGUAGAUUAAAAAUAAGUCGAUUUCAAAAAUUUCCGAAUCAAUUUAGAAUGGCACCCGAGUUUGCUCAGCUCAUUCACAGCCCUUAUUUUACUUGUGCAACUUAAACAACUUUCCCUUUUACCACUAGACUAAGUUGCCAACUCACUCUCUAAAUUUCUGCUAAUGCACACACCUUCAAUGCACAAUUCACAAUUAGAAAAUUAAUUCCUUAUAUAAAAAAAAAAAGAAAAAAAAAACUAUUAACACUUCCUAAAACUUACUAUAGAGUAUGAUAAAUAAAAGCAAAAUGAGAAACUAGCCACCGAUUAUAAGUUCAUGGGAAAAAGAAAAUACAAAAAUAUAAAUAGGUCAGUGCUGGACGACCAUUAGUAGUGCUUCUUCCAUAAUGUUUUUGAAUUUAAUAUUUAGAAGCAUUCAGAAAAUUCCAAAAUUCAGAAAUUUGUCUACUACAGUUCAUCACUUUACAAGACUUAGCGUCCGUCAUCUUCCACACUUUUAAAUGCUGCCCUUCUCUUCACUUCUCCCCCUCAUCAAGCUUAUAGCUCUUCAUUUGCUGCUACUCCACGCACAAACAAAAACACAAAAAUAACCACAAAGAAAAGACUGAAAGAGAGAGAAAUCCAUACCUUGAUCAGAUCAUUCAGUUGGUAGAGAUGGCAAUGAACUUCUUGUCAUAUGAACAUGCAGAUGAUGACUACAUUGACAUGGAAGUCAGCUCAUAUUCCAACUUUCUCUGCCAUUCCAAAACCUCUCCUCCACAACCAAGAGAGUUCGAGUUCCAAAUGUCUACAAUUUCUCUAGAAAAAGAGACCACAACUUCCCCUGCUGAUGAGCUUUUCUACAAAGGGAAACUCCUUCCGCUUCACCUUCCUCCUCGUUUGCAAAUGGUGGAAAAGCUCCUACAACACUCUAAUUCUGUCUACGACACCAGAAAAGAUACCUUUGAAGAAUUCUAUAGCACCCCUUUAAUGACAACUGCAAACACACCGACUACAACUAGUACCCCAUUUGAAUCCUGCAACAUUUCUCCUUCCGAGUCUUGCCAGGUUAGCAGGGAGCUAAAUCCAGAAGAGUACUUCUUUGAGUACUCGAAUGAAGCAAGUGGUUUUAUUGGCGAAAAUUCGAAGAAGUCCUGGACCAAAAAGCUUAAGCUAAUCAAGCAGUCCUCAAUUGGUUCAAGGCUGAAAGCUUCCAGGGUUUAUCUCAAGUCUUUGUUUGGUAAGUCUGGCUGCUCAGAUGAUUCUUGUACUGCAGCAGCAAAAGUUGCAGAUGAAGGAACUAUUUCAAGAGCCAAAGAGUCUUUAAACAAAUGUGAGAAGGCAACAAAGAAACUCCCUUUUGGACAAAUUCAGAAGGAAAGAAACCAAAUGCCAACAACUUCCCUCCGCAAUGUUAACAGACCAAAGAUCAAUGAGGAUGGCAAUAGUCGCCUUCACAGAAGAUCAUUCUCAAUGGCUAUCAAGCGUCAUUCAACAACAACCAAGUCAUCAUCAUCUUCAUCAUUAUCAUCUGGUUCUUCUUCAUCUAGCUCAGCUAAUACAAACGGAUUCUACGGGCUGCCAUUUCUAAAGAGAAGCAAUAGUGUAACUUCAGAAGUUGAGAAUCCAAUUCAAGGAGCAAUAGCACAUUGCAAGCAGUCUCAGCAGCUGUUCUGCCCCAGAAAGACAGCAACUGAAGUUGGGUUUUACUCAUUGUCAGCUGCCAAAGUAGCAAUUCGUGAAGAGCAAGAAAGACCUGAACUUUGCAGAGGCUGAACCUUGCUGAAAAUUUCAAAAAGAAAAGAAAAGAAAAAAGAGCAUAUAUUUAGUUUAAUUCCUGAUUAUGUUUCUUUCCUCUUCUUUCAUUAAUUCGAUUUUGUGCAUCAUUUUGCUCAGGUCAAAAAUUAUUACUGCUAAUGCCUUUCUUUUAACUGUUAGAUCAAAAGUAUCCUGUGGAAGUUUCUUAGAAUGCCCUAUAACUAUUUCUCUUUGUUAAAUUAAAUGAGGUAUACCAAGUACUAAACUAUCAGUGAGUAUGCUACUGUUUGAAAAGAAAUUCUAAGAGUUCAAAUUA
Molecule: messenger RNA, 2237 nt
Organism: Ricinus communis (castor bean)
Lineage: Eukaryota; Viridiplantae; Streptophyta; Magnoliopsida; Malpighiales; Euphorbiaceae
Product: probable membrane-associated kinase regulator 4
Exons: 1
Coding region: 839-1939 (366 amino acids)
Cellular component (GO): plasma membrane
Molecular function (GO): kinase inhibitor activity
Source: RefSeq, a predicted model, not a curated record